Molecule: messenger RNA, 789 nt
Organism: Cucurbita pepo subsp. pepo (vegetable marrow)
Lineage: Eukaryota; Viridiplantae; Streptophyta; Magnoliopsida; Cucurbitales; Cucurbitaceae
Product: non-specific lipid transfer protein GPI-anchored 14
Biological process (GO): lipid transport
Molecular function (GO): lipid binding
Source: RefSeq, a predicted model, not a curated record
UGCUUCCUUUCUCUUCCUUCCCCUGCAAGUUCAGUCCUAAACUGACACACCAAAACAACCAACAACUCCAUUCCCAUCUCCCCCACCAUCUCCAAUGGCUCUCUUUGUCUUCUGCAAUUUGCUGCUUCUCCUGCUAGCUCCUUUUGCAGCCUCUAACAUAGACCAAGAUAGAACUGAGUGCUCAGACCAACUCAUCGGCCUUGCCCCUUGCCUGCCUUAUGUUAGCGGCGAUGCCAAAACGCCUACCAUUGAUUGCUGCAGUGGGCUCAAGCAGGUGGUGCAGAAGAGUAAGAAGUGCCUCUGUGUUCUUAUCAAGGACAAGGAUGACCCUAAUCUUGGCCUUAAAAUCAAUGGCUCCCUCGCUUUGGGUCUCCCUAAUGCCUGCCAUGCUCCUUCUAAUAUCACUGAGUGUAUCUCUCUUUUGCACUUAGCACCAAACUCUACAGAAGCUAAGAUAUUCAAAGAGUCAAAUUCCACAAGUGAACCAAGCAGUGCUCCAGAUUCUAAAGUUCAUGGGAGUUCGUCCACUGCCAACGAAAAAAGCGACGGUGGAACGAGGAAGAAACCGAUUGGAGGUGCAGGGAUGAUUAUGGAGAUUCUGCUAGGGUUCUUCAUUCUAUCGCAUCUCAAUAGUCUAAAGUUCAUAUAGAAGCAGAACACAAUUCCCUCAAAUCCCUAAUUUGUUGUUUCUCUUUGUAGUUCACGAGUUCUUGAUCAUCCGACAAUUCAUUACAUGCCAUUUUCUUGCACUAUUUAGAAACAUAAUUCGGGGCGAAUUCAAGUUUUUUC